This is a messenger RNA of Ilex paraguariensis (yerba mate), 351 nucleotides long. The record is from the annotation of a GenBank genome assembly. NCBI's taxonomy places the organism in Eukaryota, Viridiplantae, Streptophyta, Magnoliopsida, Aquifoliales, Aquifoliaceae.
AUGGAUCGAAAAACUUCUACCGAAUCUGAAAAUCGGAGUGUGAUCGAGCACAAGGCGUAUGCGAGAGUGGGACUUCUCGGCAACCCCAGCGAUGUCUACUAUGGUCGCACCAUCUCUUUCAGCCUCGCAAACUUCUGGGCUUCUGUUCGUUUGGAGCCUUCCAAUGAUCUCGUCAUCGUUCCUCACCCUACUCACGAUCUCGUCCAGUUCAAUUCCAUUGGUCAUCUGGUGAAUCGGUUGCAAAAUGAAGGUUACUAUGGAGGUGUGCGUCUGCUUAUGGCAAUUGGCAAAGUUUUUUUCAAUUAUUNCAUACAAUUUAGCUUACCCCUAAGAGAACUUGUUGUCUUGUAA